AUGUCUGAAGACUUCAGCUCCAAGUAUACCAACGCCAACUUGGCCUCGGACGCAACACCAUAUAAUUCCUCACUCCUUUGCCAUCUAGUGCAGAAACUCAAUGAAGCUGACAACGGGAGCAUCAGCAGCGCCGGUAUGUUAUGUGCGCAAAAACGCGGCGACGCGGUUCCCAAAAUUUUCCGCGAUCUCGUCGAGGGCAAGUCCACCGCGGAGAAGCGAGACACUUUUCUCUCCAUAAAGCGGGCCAUGAACCUCACGUGGCCAUUCGUGGGUUUACCGAAUUCGAUGCCAGCGUGUUUGGGCCUCAUCGACGAGUUACGCCGGGACAACAUUACGGUGCUGAGCGAGGUCGACCGGCCGCCAUUUAGCGAAAGAGACUGGUUAGCCGUCGGGAAGCAGACGAACCAGGAAAUCUACCGGGCAGCGGGAAACUCCGAAGUCGGUUUGAUGAUCGCUCAGUUCUUCCCCGAGCUCUCUUACAUCGCCAACGCCUCCGUGUUCGGAUAUUUGAUUGGGGGCUCCGUUCAGGACCUGGCGUUGCCUCUCUGUGAGAUCAUUGUAGCCGGGGCAAUCGCGGCAAUGGGGGCCACUAGGCAGGCGCGGAGCCACUUCAAAGGUUCAAUGGGACUAGGAGUCUCCAGGGCUGCCGUGGAAUCGGUAUGGGAGGUCGCCCAAGAGGUGGCGGAUUGGAACGGGGCCAAGCUGCCGGGAGGUAUUGACGUAGCCAGCCUUGCAGAGGAAGUAAAGGCCAACUUGGCAGAGAUAGACAAGACCUAG
Messenger RNA from Scedosporium apiospermum, 777 nucleotides. RefSeq lists its product as uncharacterized. Lineage: Eukaryota; Fungi; Ascomycota; Sordariomycetes; Microascales; Microascaceae. The transcript has 4 exons. The coding region runs from base 1 to 777 and encodes 258 amino acids. The record is from RefSeq and is a predicted model, not a curated record.